UGAUACACAGUGGCGUAAGUAUAACAAUUCGGCCCCAAUGCGAAUAACUUAAAGGUCCCCUUCUCCUUUUCUGAAUAAAUGUAAAAGCAAAUGUAAGUUUAUUUGUCUUUAAUUGUGUAUUUUAUAAGCCAGUUAAUGUCAGUUAUAACAGUUAAAAUUUUAUAUUACAAGCUUUUAAAUUAGCAAAAUUGUCAAUAAUCUGCGUAAUGUCCACGAGUUCUGCUCAUCUAGCUCCUAUGUUCAAUAAUGUGGCAACUGAUAGUCGAUCUUGCCCCAUGGUCAUGGGAUUUUUUAGAUACCUAGUUCUUUACAAUUCUUAAAACGACGCUACCCAUACAUUUGUUGUCUGUCUUAGACACGCACGACAUACCAAAUUGUCGUUCACUAGUUUCAAUAGUAUGCUGUUAGUUUUGAUACUAGAGUGAAUUGACCUAUUAUAAAACUUUUAGGUAAGAACAUCAUCUGUGCUUAAGUGUUGCCGAUUUUUCAAAAUUUUCAUUUCAAGCUAGAUAUGAAUAUGUAAAAUAUCAAAAAUUAAAAAUGCUAUAUUUCGCUUGAAAAUUAAAAAGAAUAAAAGCCAAAGCUUAAGCACAGAUAAUGUUAUUAUCUAAAAUAUUGAAAAUAGGUCAAAUCACUUUAAUAUCAAAACUAACAGCACACAAAAACAUAAUUAAUAAUGAACACACCUCUGGAAAACUACUGCUCAUAUCACAUAAUCUUUAAUUAUUAAUAAUUCAGUAAAUUCUCUUAUCAGCAAUGAUUCAGAAAAGUAAUUUUGAUAUUGUUGUUGUAAUAAUAUUGUUUUAUCUGUUAAGUUCUAAUGAAUAAUAACUAUAUAACCUGUGGUAAAUCGUUCACUGGUGACGAAAUUAUAAACGAGCAAAUAAUAAUAUAACAAAAUACACAACUCACAACAAUUAAAUCCAACUGGCUCAUAUGUAGUAUAUAUCACAGAAUAUAACAAUAUUACUAUAUAAUUUAUAUUUUUAUAUAUUUAUAAUUAUUAUUUUUUGUAAAUGACAAAAAAAAAACAGUAUUCAGAAAAGCCCUUAGACACUAAGGACUGACCCUAAUGCGGCCGCAUUCCUGUUUUUACGCCACUGAUGAUAUACUUCAUUAGCGUUAUAAAUUUGUCCUUUGUACCUAGUUGGUGAAUUCCAGAAACAUCUUGAAAAUGUAUUAAAUACAAAAUAAAAAUUGUACCUAAUUGAAAAACAAACAAUGAAGAGGACAUAAUUCAAUAUGGAACCAUGAAGAACAACUACUGAUGAUUGCGCGAUUAAUUCCAAGUAUUAUGAUACAAUAUACAAUACUAGAGUCUUGUUAAUUCCACUUAUUAAAUGUGUUGGUCAAGUAUUUAAUGGAAUUAUUAAAUAGGAAAUGAUUUAUGAAACAGACCACCACAAUGUUUGUCAAUUAUCACAAUUAAGUUCUAGUGUUGUGCUUUUCUUUGUGGUGAUCAAGAAUUUAAUAAAAAUAUUCAACAGAAAAUUAUUGAUGAUCAUGUAUUUAAUGGAACUAUUUUAAGAGGAAAUUAUUGAAGAAACAGACCAUAACAAUGAAAGUCUUAUUUCAAAUAGGAACUAAAACUGAAGAAUUAGUCAACACAAUUAAUACCGAAAUAAAAAUUGAAGUAUUUAAUUAUUAACGGUUAAUAAUUUAAGGAACAGUUUUAAACAAAAUCUUAUCUUCAGCAUUCAAUACUUUUAUGAAUUCGGACAAAACAUCUAACUGUUUGAGGGCAAAUCCAUUGACUGAUCAAUGAUAAAAUGUCUAACACAUUCAAUUUACCUGUGCAUAUAAGGACACAUAAUGGAGAAAAGCCGCAUAACUGUAAUCUCUGUGAUAAAAGCUUUUCUACAUCAUCAGAUUUAACAAAACAUACAAGGACACAUACCGGAGAAAAGCCGUAUAAGUGUGAUAUGUGUGAUCUAGCUUUUUCUCUGAAAACCAAUUUAAAAAAUCAUAAAAAAACACAUACUGGUGAAAAACCGUAUGAAUGUGAUAUUUGUGAUCAAGCUUUUUCUCAAGCACAUAAUUUAAAAACCCAUAAAAGGACACAUACCGGUGAAAUUCCGUAUAAAUGUGAUAUUUGUGGUCGUGCCUUUUCUCAAGCAUAUAAUUUAACAAGGCAUAUAAGGACACAUACUGGUGAAAAACCUUAUAAAUGUGAUAUCUGUGGGAAGGGAUUUUCUACAUCAUCAGAUUUAACAAUGCAUACAAGGACACAUACCGGCGAAAAACCGUAUAAGUGUGAUAUAUGUAAUAAGGGAUUUUCUACAUCAUUCGAUUUAACAAGGCAUACAAGGACACAUACUGGUAUAAAGCCGUACAAAUGUGACUUAUGUGAUCAAGCCUUUUCUCUAGCACAUCAUUUAACAGGGCAUACAAGGACACAUACCGGAGAAAAACCAUUUAAAUGUGGUAUCUGUGAUCAAGCUUUUUCUCAGAAAACAAAUUUAACAAAGCAUACAAGGACACAUACCGGCGAAAAACCUUACAUAUGUCAAAUCUGUGAUAAGGGGUAUUCUACAUCAUUAGAUUUAACAAGGCAUACAAGGACACAUACGGGAGAAAAACCGUAUAAAUGUGAUAUAUGUGAUCAAGCUUUUUCUCAAGCACAUAGUUUAAACACCCAUAAAAGAACACAUACCAGUAUUGAACCGUAUAAAUAUGUUAUCUGUGAUUUAGCGCUUUCUAAUGCAUCAAAUUAAAAAAAAAUCAUUCGAGGUUACAUAUCAGAAAAAGUCUUUAAAAAUGCAACGUAUUCAAGACACAUAAAAAUUAUAUUGUAACUAUACAAAUUAUUUUAUAAUUUAAAUAACAAUAAUAUUUUUAUUAUCAAUAUUAUAUAAUAUUAGAACACUACAAAACAUAAAAUAUAUUGAUUGAUUAUUGUUAACACUGACCAUUCCCUAUUGCAUUGGUUUCCCCGAUAAUUGUUAUCUGGGUCCAUCGAACACAAAUUUUGAAAUAUGAAUGUUGUGAACGCUUCUAAGGUGCAUACUAACAUGUUUAAAACAAUUGUAUGCCUCUUUCCCUAUGUUAUUUCUCACCCCAAGUACGAACUUUAUUCAAAGUUAAUGUUUGUUCACCCACCAGUAAUGGUAGGUCAUCAACAACAACAAUAGUCAGAACAAAACAAACAGAGGUCAGCCUAUAUAGUUUCUUUAAGUUGGCAUCAAGCAUCGAUUAUACCUCGAAUACAAACUCAAGUAGCUUAUAAGUUAUAAGCAAAAAAUGCACUCAAAUCCAUUGUUAGUUAUGCCAGUCAGUUAUCCGACAAAUUCAAUCACAGCAAAACCAGCUAAUACAGCAGCAAGCAAUACAAACUAAAAGUUUAGAAAAUAUUCAACAUACACCGUCUGUUACCCAUCACUUACAACACUAUAUAAUGAUGUUAUUUAACAUAUGUAGGCAUUUAUGGCUGCAUUCAGUUAUUCAAUAUAUUCAAACAUAUAAUAACCAAAUAUAGCGUACCAACCAUAAAUGCUAUUCAAGCAUUCCAAAUGUGCGAAAUAGCUAAAUCUCCCAAUGUUGAUCAAUUGGCCCAAUUAAGCCGGCAGUCCAAAUCUGGGUUGAUCGGUACACAUUUUUAGUAACCAAAUGGCACAAUAUCAGCAACCAUCUAGCCAACCAGGUCAAGUCAUGAUUGUUCAGUACCAAUCACUACCAUCUGGGGCCAAAAUCAAUGUCAUGCAGACUAUUAAUUUACAACAAACACAAUCUGGUCAAUGUCGAUCCCAGUAAACUUACCCCAGGAAAACCUGCUCCGAUAAGAAUGAUGAUACUUCAACUAUAUCAGUUCAAAAAUCUUCAACCAUAAAUCAUACCUACCAGGCCAUUUACAGUCACAAGUUCAUUAGGUAUCUACGCAACUGUUGUUACUCCAACAGCAUAUCUUAAGUACAUAUCAUGUAUGUUAUUAGAUUUUGAGAGGAACAAGACAUUAUUAGAUUCAUAAUGAAUGUAUUGAUUUUACUAUGUGAUAAAGUACUACUGUAACUAAAUACUGAAAGUUUUCAAUUGCUACCUAUUUUACUUGCUAUAUUCAAUUCCCUACAAGAAACUACCUUCAACGUUGAAUAUUGAAGCAUUUUUUGACUCUAAAUUGUGUACACAAAAACAAACAGACACACCUUAAUAAAACAAUCAUAAGCAAUCCAAUUAAAAAAAUGUAUUUUUAAAAGGUUGUUACCCUUUAAUUUAGUUCUUUAAGUACUCAAUUAAUGGCUCUUUCCGAACCAGUAAUAGGAUGUUACCAACAACAACAACAAUAAUCAGCACAAAAUAAACAAAAGCCAACCCAUAUUGCUUCUUUGGGUUAACAUCAGGCAUUCAUUAUACCUCAAAUACAAACACAAGUAGUCAAUAACCAAUAACUGCACCAACUUCCAUUGAUAGUUAUACCAGUCAUCUAUUCAAAAAAUUCAAUCACAGCCAAAGUAUUUUUUUAUAUUAUAAUUCAUUAGCAACCUAUACAAACUGUAUGUUCCGUAUUAAAAAGUUGUUAUUAUUAUUAAUUAAUCCACUGAUGGUUAUUUUCUUAUAUUUCAAAAAAGUUAAGAAAGUGUUCAACAUUCACAAUCUGUUACCCAUACUACUCCUACAACACUACCUAAUGGUGAUAUUCUACAUAUGUAGGCAUUUAUGAUUCAAGCUGCAUACUAACUGUUCAAGUAAAUGUUUACAUCAAAUAAUUUCAAAAUCAACCAACAACCAAUUUUUUUCAGUAUGAUUGUGCAGUACAAACCAACACUACCAUCAGCCGAAUGGACAAUGGGCAAUUAAUUGUACAACAUACCCGCUCUUGUUUAAGCACUGAGAGUUUUAAAUUGUGACCUAUAAAUACUAGCUAUAUUCAAUUCACUACAAGAAAUUGCCUUCUAAGUUGAAUGUUGAAGCAUAUUUUUACUCUAAAUUGUGUACAUAUAAAAAAAAACAGAU
Messenger RNA from Metopolophium dirhodum (rose-grain aphid), 4947 nucleotides. RefSeq names its product zinc finger protein 239-like. The transcript has 7 exons. Gene Ontology annotation, biological process: regulation of transcription by RNA polymerase II; central nervous system development. The record is from RefSeq and is a predicted model, not a curated record. Gene Ontology annotation, molecular function: RNA polymerase II cis-regulatory region sequence-specific DNA binding; DNA-binding transcription factor activity, RNA polymerase II-specific. Bases 1770 to 2714 code for a protein of 314 amino acids. NCBI's taxonomy places the organism in Eukaryota, Metazoa, Arthropoda, Insecta, Hemiptera, Aphididae. Gene Ontology annotation, cellular component: nucleus.